AUGCCACUCCCAGAUAUAGCACACGAGUUUGAUAGUAUAGAAGAUACAAUCGCAGCGUUCAAAAAUGGCGAAUUCAUAGUCGUCCUCGACGACCUCUCCCGCGAGAACGAAGGCGACCUCAUAAUAGCCGGCAGCGACGUAACGACCGAGAAGAUGGCCUUCAUGAUUCGUCACACAUCCGGAUUAAUCUGCACGCCCAUUCCCCCAUCUCUUUGCGACAAGCUCGAUCUCCCACAGAUGGUCACAUCGAGUGAAGACCCGAUGCGAACGGCGUAUACCAUAUCAAUUGACGCGAAUUCUCCUCUCACGACCACUGGCAUCAGCGCGCAUGAUAGGGCACUGACGUGUCGCACUCUGGCUAGUUCAUCGGUGACGCGCGAGAGCUUCAGGAGACCCGGACAUGUAUUUCCAUUGCGGGCGAAGGCGGGUGGUGUAAGGGAACGAACGGGACAUACUGAGGCGGCGGUUGAGUUUUGCAGAUUAGCGGGUAAACCGCUGGUCAGUGUUAUCUCUGAGAUGGUGAUUGAUGGGGAGGAGAUUGAGGGGAAGGCAGAGAGGAAGGAAGCGGGAAUGAUGAGGAGGGAUGACUGUGUAGCUUUUGGCAAGAGGUGGGGGUUGAAGGUAUGCACGAUUGAAGCUCUCGUGGAUUAUGUUGAGCGGACGGAGGGGAAGUUGGAAAGAAAAGGGGUUAAUGGUAAAUCGUGA
Molecule: messenger RNA, 705 nt
Organism: Glarea lozoyensis ATCC 20868
Lineage: Eukaryota; Fungi; Ascomycota; Leotiomycetes; Helotiales; Helotiaceae
Product: YrdC/RibB
Exons: 2
Coding region: 1-705 (234 amino acids)
Biological process (GO): riboflavin biosynthetic process; aerobic respiration
Cellular component (GO): cytosol; mitochondrial intermembrane space
Molecular function (GO): 3,4-dihydroxy-2-butanone-4-phosphate synthase activity
Source: RefSeq, a predicted model, not a curated record